Molecule: messenger RNA, 1638 nt
Organism: Corylus avellana
Lineage: Eukaryota; Viridiplantae; Streptophyta; Magnoliopsida; Fagales; Betulaceae
Source: RefSeq, a predicted model, not a curated record
UAGCUCUGUUAUCAGCUAUGAGCAAGAGCUUCCUGCAGAAUUUCACUGCACUUUUUGCCUUUCUUUGACAAGGCCUCUGUUUAUUCUCUGGUUUUGUCAAUUAAAUCCACUAUUUUUUUUCCUGGAUUUUUCAACGUCUCUGCCCAAGAUUUUGAUGAAUUUGCAGAGAAUCUCUUGAGGUCUAAAAUCAGCAAUUUUUUUUACAUUGAUAUUAGACCUCUGUUUCGUUGAUUUCUCUCCCAAUCUUUUCUGUAAUACUAUAUUCAUACAAUUCUCUCGUUUCCAGUGUUUUUAGUCUGGUCUACGAAAUAGCAUUCUCUUGGGUUCCUCUUGUUUUUCUUCUUUUCUAAUUCAUAGAAUCAGAGUCAAGUAAGCACGCCAUGGCCAGCCUGUUUCAGAGCUCCUCGCUCAGAAAUCCCAGAUUUGAGACGGCAGUCUGGGCGGCAAAGCUCUUGCUCCUAUCCAUGGGGGUUGUUUCCAUUUUUAUGAUGUUCAAGGUGUCAAUAGUUCCGUACACAGUUAACUUGUCGGCGUCCACUCUUCCUGGCCUCUGGAUCUCCCUCCGGAGCUGGCUGUCUCCGCCGUACAUCUACAUCAUCGUCAACUUCAUCAUAAUCACCAUCGCCGCCUCGUCCACCUUCCAACACCCAAAUCACCACCAUUCAUCCUCAUCGCCCACCAAUGCCAAGCCGGUCACCGCCGCCGCCGCCGCCGACCAAUUCCAGAACGAAGACGAAACCAAUAGCUCCGAAGACCCCCCCAAUUCAAACGCUAUACCAACUACAGCCAACAUUGAUGAUUUCCACGAGACCAUCUGGGACGACAUCAUGCAACAGCAAGAGGAGCGGCAGGUGGAAGAUACUAAUCUGCCCAAUGCUUCGCCGGAAACAUUUCCCGGCGAGAAGGAGGAGGUGGAGGACGAGGACGAGGACGACAGCCUGGACGCGACGUGGAACGCGAUCAUGGAGGCGCAAGGGAAGCCGGUGACGCGGCAGCUGAAGAAGAGCGACACGUGGGACGUGCCACCGCGUGUCGGGAGGAUAGAGGCGGCAGAGAAAAAUGAUGGGGUUGGUGGCGGCGGCUGCGAUGAUGGUGAUCCGGUGGCUUGGGAUCGGCGGGAGCUGAGGAAGGCGGACACCUUCAACGACAGAGGGUCGUUGAACAGGAGGGACAAGUCGAUGAGUCAGGACGAGUUGAAACGGCGAGCGGAAGCGUUCAUAAAGAAGAUCAAUUAUGAGAUGAGGCUGGAGAGGCUGGAAUCUCAGCAGCGUUUGAUGGAGAUGGUUAAUGGUGGUGUUUAGUUUUACCUUUUUUAAUUAAUUAGGAGUAUUUUAACGUAUUAAUUAGUAUUAAAAUGCAUGACAAUCUCUGUUUUAUGUUAAUAGUAGUAAAAAAAAAAAAAAGAAAAAAGAAAAAAAAAGGAAGGUAAAAACCCAUGCAAUUGGUGAUGGAGUUGGAGGUGAAACUUUUUAGUGAUAAAUCUGGAAAUAUGGGGAGUGCUUCUGUUGGUCUUACGACUCUUACCAUCCAUUUGGAAUCUGAUAUUUUAGAAUAGAUUUUAUGGAUAUGGUGUGUGGAUGGGGUGUGUAUUAGUGUAUAUAUAAUUAAUAUAUACAUAAACUCUCUGCUUUUGUAUUA